Messenger RNA from Didymosphaeria variabile, 2700 nucleotides. RefSeq lists its product as uncharacterized. The record is from RefSeq and is a predicted model, not a curated record. Bases 1 to 2700 code for a protein of 899 amino acids. Gene Ontology annotation, molecular function: ABC-type transporter activity; ATP binding; ATP hydrolysis activity. Gene Ontology annotation, cellular component: membrane. Lineage: Eukaryota; Fungi; Ascomycota; Dothideomycetes; Pleosporales; Didymosphaeriaceae. The transcript is spliced from 3 exons. Gene Ontology annotation, biological process: transmembrane transport.
AUGCCCUUCUCGACCGGCGAGUCACAUCUAUUCCAAUUCAACCAAAGCGGAUUCGAUUUCAACAUACAAUUCGAACAACUAUUCUUCUCUGUGGUUCCGUCAGUGCUGUUCAUCAUCACAUCGGCAUGGCGCACGUUUCACCAAUCGCGAAAGCCAGCGGUGGUUCACGCUCCGGCGUUCCAAUUGCUCAAAGCCAUCGCUAUUGCGGCAUAUCUUGGCCUUGAACUUGCACUACUGGUGCUGGUCGCGACUGGGUCCUUCCAUACGCCUGGCAUCUUCAUUGGAGCUUCGGUGCUCAAGCUUGUGUCAGCUUUGCUCAUGAUUGUCCUGAGCAUCAUUGACCAUAGCCGAAGCCCAAGACCCUCUGUGUUAUUGAGCGUAUACCUGUCUGUGACCCUGCUCUUGGAUGCAGCUCAGGCAAGGACCCUGUUUCUUUCGGCCGAUGGCAAUCCUGAGGUGAUCUACAGCAGCCUGUUCUGCGCUGCUAUAGCUUUGAAAGCUCUCAUGCUACUUUUGGAAGCUAAACAAAAGACCCCAUGGGUGCAUUGGGAUGAAAAAGAGCAUAGUCCGGAAGAGACUAGCGGUGUCUUCUCUAUUGGCGUCUUCUUCUGGCUCAACAAAAUGUUCAUGCUGGGGUAUCGCAAAGUGCUCAGCGUAGACGAUCUCUAUCCUCUGGAUCAGGCCCUCGACUCUGAAGCGCUGCACGAUAAAUUCUCCAAUGAGAUGGACUACAGCAAACUGAAAGGCGAUAAAUUCGGUCUUGUAAAAGUCUUAGCACGCACUCUUGCGGUACCUCUCCUUAUCCCGAUACUCCCACGACUAGCAUUGCUUGGUUUUACCCUUUGUCAACCGUUGUUCAUGGAAAGACUCCUAGACCACUUGUCUCAACCGACGCUCGAAGCCAACGUGGGGUACGGGUUCAUUGGUGCAACUUUCUUCAUCUAUUCAGGCAUUGCAAUUUCUACGGCAUUCUAUUGGUACUUUUGCGAUCGACUGCGUACCAUGACAAGAUCAGUUUUGGUUACUGAGAUCUACAUACAAGCUACUAAGGCUCGCAUCGGGGUCAGCGAUGACAGCGCUGCUUUGACACUAAUGAGUACCGACAUGGAGCGCAUCAGAUAUGGCAUGAGGUUCCUUCAUGAAGUCUGGGUUAGUAUGUUUCAAGCUUCUCUAGCUGCUUGGAUGCUAUACAACCGACUCGGUGUCGUUUUCGUAGCACCCAUUGGUAUAAUUGCUGCCGGUUUUGUUGCUUUAGCAUUCCUGGCAAAGUACAUGGGCGCCUCUCAGAGACAAUGGAUGGCAGCCGUUCAAGAACGAGUUGGUCUGACGGCUACAGUCAUCUCCAGCAUGAAAAAUCUCAAAAUAUCAGGCCUAUCAUCUGCCAUCGGUAGCACUGUGCAAAGGCUUCGCAUCGAGGAGCUGGCUGCGUCGGUCCUAUUUCGUAAGAUCUUCAUCACUGCGGCACUCCUUGGGUUUUUUGCGCAACUUAUUGGGCCACCGAUUACAUUCGCAUUGCUCCAAAAUACUCUUGACGUUUCUACGAUGUUUACCUCUUUGGCGUUUCUGACGCUACUCACCUACCCGCUCAGCCACAUAUUCGAGGGCAUACCGCAUCUCAUGACCACGCUGGCUUGUCUCGGACGUAUACAAGCUUUUCUGGAACGUGAAACGCACGGCGAUUUUCGGAAGGUCUUUGGCGACACCAGACAAGGGAUAGAAAAGCCACCAGUGGGAAUUGCCGACUCGUCAAAGUGUGUCAUUACCAUCACGGACGGUAACUUUGGUUGGCGCUCCGACGAAUUCGUCUUGCGAGACGUGAACGCGGAAAUACCCAAGGCCUCCCUUACCGUUGUCGUCGGCCCAGUUGGCUCCGGUAAAAGUACGUUCUGCAAAGCAGUUCUUGGAGAGAUACCUUUUGCAACUGGUAGCGUCAUAUCGCACACCAGACCUUCACACAUCGGAUUCUGCGAGCAAGGAGCUUUCUUGUCAAAUGGAUCGCUCAAAGACAACAUCGUGGGAUACUCCACAUUCGAUCAGGAGAGAUACACUGAAGUCAUCAAUGCUACUUCACUUGGCUUUGAUAUCGCGACAUUUCCAAAUGGCGAUGAAACGAACGUGGGAUCUGAUGGUAUCACCCUAUCUGGAGGGCAGAAGCAGCGCGUGUCACUAGCUCGAGCUCUUUACUUGCAGUCGGACUUGCUGGUACUGGAUGAUGUCUUUAGUGGUCUAGACGCAGACACUGAAGCUAGAGUCUUCCGACAAGUCUUUGCACCAGGUGGGCUUAUCAGAAGGAGGGGUGCCACGGCAGUACUAUGCACACAUAGUGUAGGGCAUCUAAUGGACGCGGAUCAUGUGAUUGUCCUUGGGAAUAACACCAUUGCUGAGCAAGGCAGCUACGCGGAAUUAGUGACCGGCUCUGGGUAUGUUCGAGGUUUGGACUUGGAGGGCUCUUCCAGUAGCGACGUUUCAACGGACGAGAUCGAAUCCAGCUCGAUCCGUUGUGACCAGAACGCUCCACUACUGGACCCUCUGGCUACCAAAAGCGUUCGAGAGGCAGACAUUGACAUGAAACGGCAAGUCGGCGACAAGACUGUAUACAAAGUCUAUGUCAAAAGCAUGGGUUUGCACAUAGCUGGCCUUGCCUUACUAUUCGCAGCCUUUUGGGGAUUCUUCACAAAUUUCCCAACCAUCUGUAAGUGA